Messenger RNA from Ceratosolen solmsi marchali, 3223 nucleotides. RefSeq names its product Deubiquitinating apoptotic inhibitor. Gene Ontology annotation, biological process: protein deubiquitination. Gene Ontology annotation, molecular function: cysteine-type deubiquitinase activity. NCBI's taxonomy places the organism in Eukaryota, Metazoa, Arthropoda, Insecta, Hymenoptera, Agaonidae. The record is from RefSeq and is a predicted model, not a curated record. The transcript has 5 exons. Bases 286 to 3030 code for a protein of 914 amino acids. Gene Ontology annotation, cellular component: nucleus; cytosol.
CUGAGAGCUUCUUAGAGGCAUUCGUACAGGAAUUUGAGGGCAACAUCAUUGAACUUACAAUUUUCUCCAAACAAUUUAAUCAUUUUAUUUUUCAACGUAAAGAAGUCACGUCAAACAGAUCAUUUUAUUAUGUAUUUAGAUGGAAUUGUUAUCUUGUUGCUUAGAUAGGACGUCAAAGAUCCAAUUAUCUACAUUCUUAAAGGAAUAAAAGAAAAUAAUUAGUCAAACAUAAGUGUUUGAAUAGUUUUUGAAAGUUGUAUUGUUCUUAUUGUUCUAAAAAAUAACAUGAUGGAUACGAUUGACAUACAUUUAAAGUUUGUCGAGUGCCUUACAAAGAUUGUUGAGAAUCCCAAUCCUAAAGAAGUGAACGAAGCAUGGAGUCAUUUAGAAAAUUUAGUAUCUCAUAAUAACUACAAUGUAGAUUACAAACAGGUAUUAAAGUCAAUAUUGACUGAGAAACAUAUCAAUAAUAUUGAUCAAAUACCUAGUGUACUUCAAUGGUUUUCCAAAUUUAUAUCUCCGGAAACUACUGCUGGUACAAUAUCUGCCGACAUAGCAUAUUUUUUGUCUUCUUCAGCAGAAUUUUUUGAAGAAAAAUCAUACUUGGCUGAGAUUUUGGAAGUAAUAAAUGACAAUGAUUCCAUAUAUUUAACCAAAUCUGAUAAUAGCAAAUUGUGCCAAGCUAUUGUUGAAGUAUUGUUUUGGAUGAAACAAACAAAUGAUAAACAAAAGUAUAAUGAAGAUAUUAUAAAGAUAAAAAAUUUUUUGAAGAUGAUAUGGAACCAAAAUCUUCUGAUUGAUUGCUUUGAAGUGAUAUUUAAGAUUUUUUUGAAAAAUAAUAGAAAAAAAUAUCCCAGUUCAGCUUUAAUUAUUGUCUUUCAUGUGGUUAAUGAAAAAUCAUGGAUUGGUGAUGUAGAUGCAGUUGUUUGUCAAUUGAUAGAUAAAAUUUCAGAUAAAUCUAAAAUUGUUCAAAUGCUUAGUUUGUUUUGUAAAUGGAUUAAUCAGCCUCCAGAUACAAAUAUGAAAUAUUUAAGCUCAUGGCUAAUUUUAUUUAUUAAAAAUUUGGAAACAAAUCAUAAUCUGCCUGGACUGACAAAAGAAAUAGCAGAAAUGGCUUUACCUUCCAUACUUAUUGAAAAUUUGAAUUUAGAUGUAUUUUAUACAAUUGAUACAGAAAGCAAUAUUGUUCUAUUUUUAAUGAAAAGAAUUGGGUCAUUAGAAUUACUUCAUAAGAUUAUGCCAAUAAUAUAUAAUUUACUUAGUACUCAAAAGGGCUAUAGUUCAUAUCCAAAUAAUCCAAAUGUGUUAACUAUUAUAGGUAUUACAAGGUAUCUUCAUCUUCAUCGAUUUUCAGAACAUCUUAAGGUUAGCUGUGAUAAUUGUAGUAAGGUAAAUGAAUUAAUAAGCAAUUUUAAUAGUCAAAGUUAUACAAAUAAAAUUCUUGAAGAAAGUGAAGAAAUGGAAGUUUGUUAUCCUAGUACAAGUAACGGUUUUGGAAGAUUUAAUAACGUUAAAGUUGGUCUUUUGAAUCUUGGGAAUACAUGUUACAUGAAUGGUGUUUUACAAGCACUUGCAAUGACUAACCAAUUCUGCCACGAAGUGUUACUUUAUAAAAAUAAAAAUGAAUUAAACAGUCAAACAGUUUUAAAAAACUUGCAGAAUCUCUUUGCUUUAUUAAAGUAUAUAGAUACAAAUUCAUUAUCUCCAACUGCAAUUUUAUAUGCAUCUAGACCAUCAUAUUUUAUGCCUGGUCAUCAACAAGACAGUUCAGAGUUUUUAUGUCAUCUACUGGAUGUCAUGUAUGAGCAGGAAAAAUCUUCACUUAUGCAGAGCAAUAGUACUGAUAAAACUAUUAAUACAAAGUUGAAAGUUGAUGAUAAUGAAAUGGUAGAUACAGAAGAACCUAUUGUGGCAUUAACUUCACCAUUGAACAAUGAUGGUACAUCAUUAAGUAUGUAUAGAUGGACUACAGAAGAGAAUUUAAGUGAAGGUGUUUCUUUACAACGGAAAACGCAAUCUUUAGCUGAUUUUUCUCAAGGCGACGAACUUGUCCAGACACAAAAUGCUCUUUCAGAGUCUCAUUCGAAUUCGACUGAUAGUGGUAUUCAAUCUGUUGGUGGUGAGGACUCUACUUCAUCUUCAAUUUCUUCAGCCUCAGUACCCUUGGUAGGAAUGUCAUCAUCAUCGUACCUUGUACAUCGAGUCUUUGGAGGGGAACUCAAAGUUACUUAUCAGUGCAUUAUUUGCAAUACAGAAAGUGACAAUACUGAUAAAUUCAGAGACUUACAGCUUUGCUUCCUAGAUAAUUUGGCACCAAGUAAAGAAAUUUCUGUACAGGAUCUCAUCAAUAUGAAUUAUUUCCUUCCAGAGAAUUUGACAGGAGAUAAUAAAUAUAGAUGUGAUAAGUGUGAGAAAUUGUGUGAUGCUCGGCGAAUUAUUAAAAUACUACAGGCACCAGCACAUCUAAUUCUAACUUUAAAACACUUUAGGUACGAUUCAGAGAGUAGACUAAGAACAAAGUUGCGUCGUAAAGUCUUCUACAACGAAACAAUUCAGUUACCAGUUCUCGAGAAAUCUAAAGAGACAUUUCGAUUGUACGCAGCUGUAGUUCACUCUGGUUACAAUAUGGACUAUGGACAUUACAUAACAUAUGCUUGCGACGCUAGAAACCGUUGGUAUAAGUUUAAUGACAGCUACGUAUCCGAGAGUAGUAUUGAAGAGUUUAAGAGCCUUGAACCUCCCGACACGCCUUAUAUCCUGUUUUAUAAAAAAUGUGAUGAUACCUUAGAGGCAGAUGCACCCGAGUUUUCGGUCCUUAGUAAGAAUUUACAAGAUUAUAUUAAUAAACAAAAUAGGCAAUGCUUAAAAGAUCACAGAGCUAGCGGAUCCAAAGUACGUCGACAUGCUACCCCAUUAUAUAAGCCUAAUAAUUUCGGUGGGAAGGAUGUAAACGAUGAUGAAGAUGAUAAUCCUCCACCAAGUAACUGCAGAGCAGCUCUCAAUGUGCCCCAACGGCCUUGUUUGUUUUGAGAGGUGUAUGAUUUUGUGAGUCUCCCAUCUAUUGGUUCCUUUGUAAAUUCAAAAUUGGAAUUGUGUCUAAUAAUAUUUAUGCACGGGCGAGCGGAUGAAAUUUAACAAUGUGUUUCGUUCGGGUUUUAAAAUUUUCAGUAUUGUUUUGCUGUAAUUGAGAGUGAUAUAGGAAAAAUAUUUAAAUACAUAUUAA